AUGUAAAUAAUACUUCAAUAAAAAAUAAAAUGUUAGAAGAAUAUCGAAUUAUUGAGAUGGAACGAAGAAUAAUUCCAAAACGUUAUAAUCAAAUUAAAGAAAGGUUAGUCUAUUCACCUUUAUAUAAACGUCCUGCUAUUUAUUGGAUACCAUAUUGUCCUAGUUAUAAGUCUCCUCCUUAUCAUAAUAAUGAUGCAAGGAUUCCAUGGGAUGACAAAUUUUUGGAUAAAGUACUUGUACCUAGAAUUAUGUCAGAAGCUACAUUAUGCGUGAAACAGGCUGAGGAUGCUGUCUUUGUGCUAAAAUUUAUCGAGGAUGUUUUAUGUAUGAGAAUUAAAACUGUAAGGGAUGCGUUAGCGCAUGAGCUUGGUAAUGGUGAAAUGUUUAGAUGCAGUUUAUGUGGUAAUUUGAAUUCGAAUUUCAAUUUAAGGUCGAGUAAUAGUUUAAAUUAUGUAGAUAAUUCGACAAUAUUAUAUAAUUAUACUGAUGUUAAACGGCAUAUUCAUUCAAACCAUUAUAACUGGUACCAAAAUUACUCUGAAGGAUCUGAAAGAUGUGAGGAUAUUUGCAUUGAAUUAGAUAUAAAAAUUUUACGAACUUUCUUGAUAAAAUGGUCAAAUCAUUGGUUUUGGCAUGGUAUAUAUCCUUACAAAUUACCUGAUGAUUUGGCAACAAUUUUAGCAAAUCGAAGGAUGAUUUGGUGGAAUUAA
Molecule: messenger RNA, 710 nt
Organism: Dentiscutata heterogama
Lineage: Eukaryota; Fungi; Glomeromycota; Glomeromycetes; Diversisporales; Gigasporaceae
Source: the annotation of a GenBank genome assembly